Ostrea edulis (European flat oyster) is the source of this 1368-nucleotide messenger RNA. RefSeq lists its product as uncharacterized. The record is from RefSeq and is a predicted model, not a curated record. The transcript is spliced from 4 exons. Bases 693 to 1202 code for a protein of 169 amino acids. NCBI's taxonomy places the organism in Eukaryota, Metazoa, Mollusca, Bivalvia, Ostreida, Ostreidae.
CACAAUAAUUUUGCAUUGCAGCGUGUGUGUGUGUGUGGGGGGGGGGGGGGGGUCAAAAGAUUUUGUGACGACGCAAAGGAUAUCUGUGUUAAGAGGAGGGGCAAAUUUUAAGUACUAUAAUUGUUCAUUUUAUGAAGGGCUCCCGAACGUUCAGUACUUGGAUAUUUGAACUGAGAAUCCGGCAACAACAUAUCCUUCGAUCCGUUUACCUACGAUCAAUACAUGUACACAUAGGGUGUAUAGCGGAUCAAAGAAUGUAAUUUUAAUUAGAUUGCUAUUAUGUUACAUACCUUUCUCAUCGUCGGAUACCCACGGAUGAUCUCAUCUCGUGGUUUUACUUAUCAUGAUGAGUAAAAGACGAGAUCACCGACGAUGUACCUUCAUACUACCCAUAGUGUUCUGCGUCUCCGCACAGAGUUUACCUUCAAUCAGAUCACGCGCUCGUCUUUUUCCGGUUACGGAAUUAGCCGAGUAGUUACGAUUGGAUGUACCUUCUGUGAAAAUGUCAAGGGGGGGGGGGGGGGGGGGAAGGAACAGCCCACGUCUAUCUUCUCGCGGGAUUUGCUACUUUCACAUGCGAUGAUGUCACAAUCGGUUCGUCCAUUACUGCAUGACGUUUUUGAUUAGUACGUCACAAAGAGAAACCAUUUCGUUGCAUGUGAAAACAAAACAUUCUGUAAAAUAUUUCCAAGAUGAUUGAGAUUGGUUCCAGUGCGUUUCCAUUUCGAUUGGAAAUGUUUCUAAAGAAUAAUACAGAUAUCGAUGUCCGUUCUCUCUUGACUGCCGAUCUCGGAGAAUUCACUCCGCAGGAUUUCCUGUAUGAAUUCUACACGAGAACUUCAGUAGAAAUCGCAGGUCUGAAGAGGAAACUUGGACGGAUUAAUUCCGACAAACCUCAGACGAUUGGAGGAGUUAAAAUGUUGCGAAAAGAGUAUGCAACUACCAGAUCCAGGAUUUCUAAAAUGGAAAAAGAAGUAAUGGAUCUGUAUGAAAGAAAAAGAUUGCUGGAAGAAGUCAGACGUCUAGAAUUGUCCAAUAAAGCACACCAUCCGUUAAAACAGGAUAGGGGCAUAAAACACGAUAGGGGUGUCACUCUGCCUAGUAUUCAGAAGACCGAUACUCGCAGUCCGAAAGCCAGUCCCCCUACGGCAUUUCAUGACAAGAAAACAUUGUUUCCAGCAAUUGUCCCCCUCAAACAUUAAAAAAUUCUGUGAAUAAGAAUAUGCUGGAAGAUAUGUUUGAAAUUUUGACAUUAAAACACAAAUGAUAGACAAACUUUGAUAAGGAACUUUUCACUUGUGUCUGGUUACAUUCAGGUUUGGCUAUAUUCAUACAUCUUUCAACAAUAAAAUAUGGCAUUUAUUUAUA